Messenger RNA from Macrobrachium nipponense, 8323 nucleotides. RefSeq lists its product as uncharacterized. The record is from RefSeq and is a predicted model, not a curated record. NCBI's taxonomy places the organism in Eukaryota, Metazoa, Arthropoda, Malacostraca, Decapoda, Palaemonidae.
CGCGUCUCAUUUGCCAUUUGUCACUGAUUUGCAAAGUUUGUUUCCAUAAUGGUAUGCUGCUUCCAUGUAUUGCCAUUUAGUGACAAAUGACAUUUAGAACUUUGUAAGAGAUUCUGGUAGGGACGUUUCACUAUGAAGUGACGGUUAUGGUAUUGCCGAACACGUGCACAAUACGGAAAAUAAAUGUUUCAAAUAGCCUAUAUAGUAUUGUUCUAAAGUUGAUCGAAAAUACCUAGGUAGGCCUGUCAUACCUAGUUGUACAUCUUUGCAGCAAUGUGAAGAAUGGAUCCCUGGAAAUCUUGGACACCUACGACAAACCAAGCAUCCUAUGAUAGAGGAAAAAGGAACUGUGAUGGUGUAAGAUGGGUGAAAGAAGCAGAGUGCCCUCCAUCAAAUGAACAAUCUAUGGAACGUGUGCCUGACAAUGGAAGGAAGCAAUUUAAAAAUGUCGUUUUAGUUGCCAGUCGUUACUUUGAGCAGUUGUUAAAACCCAUGGAAAAUGAACAGGUGAAGGUGUUAUACAGUGAAAACCCGAUCUCUGAGAAGCUCAAACGGCUUAUUGAAAUUCAUAAAAAAAGAUAUGCAAUGGAUACGCUGUGGAUAAUCGUUUCUGGCAUAUUUACUCUGGUUGAUAGUGAGAAUUAUAUAAUGUGUAGUUCUUGUAAACAUCCUUUGAACUUUCUGAAAGGUCGAAAGAGCUUUGACAGUGUUAGUUUCAUAGAUUAUGCUUCAUCAGUGUGUGUAAAUACUCAGAAAAUAUUAGGACAUGGGAGUGAGAUAAUCAUUGUCCCACCAAUCCCAGCAUCAGUGGCUGUUGUUGAAAACUAUUCUAGUCAUGAAGAAUUACACAGUAAAACUAGUGAGGUGUGUGUUCCAGUUACAAAUUGUGAAACUUACUUAAAUUUGAAAGGUUCCUAUAAUAAAUUUUGCCAUUUAUGGACUCAGUUAGCUUGUAAUCAGAUAAGUCACUGGUUUAAAAAUAAGCCAUUUGAGUCUUUAAGAGAUUCUGGUUAUUCCAGUUUUAGAAUAUUUUCCAGUCGCCAAGGUCUUAACACAGUAUUGGAUAAAUGGUAUAGUGCAAUGCAGAACUUUCUUUCUUUAGCUUUAUGCCCACCUCAAGAGUCAGAAAGUACGACUGAAGGAAGCUAUGAGAAAAUUGUUGUUCUGGGUAGUACUACAUUCACAAAGAAGCUUCAAGACUUAGCAUAUAAUAUGAAUGUAACAUUUGUUGAUGAAAAUGUGAGUCUUGAUGAUGACGGUGUGAUAUUUUUAAGUAAGUUGGAAUGUACACACCCAGGUAAAACCUUGUGGGUUAUUUUGGCAGGGGUAUCGGAAGUGUCAGAGCUUCUUGAUGAAGGGUAUCCAGAGUGUAACUUAUUUUCUUGUACUCGCUCUUUACCUGCUUUUGUGUACAAGAACCAUACGUUAGGAGACCCUGCCUAUAAGAAUAUGUCUUACCUUGAAGUAGUAACAGCUGUUAUUAAACAGGUUAAUGACUUUGCAGUUGCAGCCACUGAGGUAUUAAGUGAAGAUAGUUGUGUUUUUUUAGCACCAAUUACACCACUGAUUGCAGCUUGGGGUGGCAAAGGCUCUUUUCUUGGUCAGGAAGAGUCUUCCAUUUGCCAUGCCAAUAGUCACAGAAUAUUCAAGCAAAAUCCAAAUAUCCCACUUUUGUGUGGCGAUGUGGAAGUGUGGAAGCAGAUGACUAAAGAACUCGAAGGGCAGUGGCUUAAAUUACUGAUGGACAGUUUAUUAACUGACAAAGUUCUGUAUGAUCUUAUGCAGAAAUAUGUUAAAAUGAAGCCACAAGUGCUGAAAUUUGUAGAAAGUGAGAGUUUUGAUGAAGCCGAUGAAAUACAGGAUGUUUGGUCAGUGUUGAUGGUUAACAUAUUCAGAUAUUUCUUGGGGGUUAAAAAGGCUAACAAAAGAAAAUGUGUUAGUUCCUGUAUCCAGGAAAAGACCAAGCUUCAAGCAGAACCUCUCAGGAAAGAUCAUGAAGAUAAGGCAGAUAAAAAUCAUUGGUUACUUGAUGAAAGAGGAAUUCAUUCACCAAUGACAACACCCUCUGUUUUUGAUGAGUUCUCUGUCCAAAGUCUCAAAGACAUUCAUUCCUUUAAUAAUCAAAUGCAGCAGUUUUUAACCCCAUCUGUGGCACCUUCAGUAAUUCCUCUCUCUUUGAACACACCGUUCUUAGGUUCCGUCAGUAAUGCUGGGCCACACAUGACAUAUUCAUUUCCCCCUCCAGUACAGUCAUUUCCUCUGCCACCUCCACCUGUACCUGUGCAGUCAUUGCUCCCUCCAGUGCAGUCCUAUCCUCUGCCACCUCCACCUUUACCUGCACCUGUACUUCCACCUUUACCAGUACCUGCUCCUUUACCAUUACCUGCACCUGCACCUGUACCUGCACCUGCACCUGCACCUUUACCAGUACCUGCACCUGUUCCUUUCUCGUCUUUGCAAUUACAGCAUUCAGCUUCCUUAUCUGUGACAUCAUAUUCAACGCUACCAUCUCGAAUUCCUCCUCCAGCUCCAAUGGCAGUGCCAUCGUUACCAUCACAUUCAGUUUGUUCAGUCACAUCACUGUCACAACCAGCUCCUUCACCUGCACAGUCACCAGCUUCAUCUUCCAAACAGUUAACAGCUCCAGAUAAAAUUUCAGAAGAUUCAAGAGAUGUCAUACAAGCUUUAUACAAACAAGACCCAGAUACACAAGGUGUUACAGUCAUUAUUGAACAUACUGCUACUCGUAUGAACCACACUGAAGCUGAGAAUAUAUUGAAGGGCUUUGGAGAACUUGAGAACAAUAGUCUGCGAUGGUAUCAACGUCAAAAGAGUCAAGAUGAAAAGUCCACUGUUAAAGGAGGUUGGAGGGAAGAGUUCUCACAUUUCUCAGAAAAUUCUGCUGUUAAAGAAGGUUUGAAGGAAGAGGUCUUGCAUUCCUCAGAAAAGUCCACCAGAGAAUAUAAGUCCUCACAUAAUAAAAGAAAGGAGAGAAGUGCUCGGAGGGUCUCAAGAGAUAGUUUUGGUUAUGAGUUACACAAAAGAAAGAAAACUCCAUCCAAAGAAGAAGCCGAAUACAAAUUGGCCAAAAGAGAAUUGAAUAUUGAACAUGACAGAGAUUUUGAAUUAUACCUUCAGACACCAGAGAUUCAUCCAGAGUAUGAUUGCCAGUAUGUUCUUUUCAGAGAACAAUACCAGCAGAAGUACCCUGGGGAGCUGGAUGAAGAAAAGUACAUGAACCUUUGGAAAACAUUUUGGAAAGUAGUAGUUACUGAAAUGUUGAAGGAUGAGUAUGAUGAGAAAAGAAAGGUUCUUGAUAUUGAAUAUAAACUACAUUGUGAUAAAACAUCCAAAGAGCAUGUGAAACAUAAAUCUUCUCGAAAAAGAGAUGAUUUCCAGAAAGAAAAGGAUUGUAAAAGGGCAUUAACUCACAAUGAGGAUGGUAAGAUAUUGACAAAAUCUGUGACACCUGAUGGUGAUGAAGAAUUCUUUGUGGAUAAAACGCUAAGACUACUUACCGAGGUCUCUCCUGCUCUGGGCAUAUUAGAACCUAUGUUCAUACAACUUAAAAAGGAGAUAGAACAUUGCCAGUGUGACCGUGCGAAGCUCUGUAAACUUUUUGAAGAUGAAGAAAGAAAAUUAAUCUUGAAAAGGAUAUCAGAGAAAGCUAAAAAAUUAAGUGAAAUUACAAAAGACUCUGGAUCAGAGAAGUAUGUAGUGAAACUCCAGCUAGCAAGUGUGCAAGCUCUUAAACUUGUGGAAUAUGCUACAUCUGGUUCUAAAAAACAAGGUUCUGAAAAACAAAGCUAUUAUGGAAUAGACAUAGAGUCUGUGGCAAAAGCAACUUACAACAAGACUAAUGCAGAUAUUAUUCAGUCCAUUAAAGAUUUGCUAGCUGUUAAGGGGAUCAGAGACAUUCAAGAUGAUGACCUCAGUAGUAUUUAUGAUGCUGUAGUGUUAGCACAUAUGAAGUUAGCUUGCAUGAAAUGAAGAAUGUGGUCAACCUGGUAAACAUAGGUAUUGAGAAAUACUACCUAAGUGCUCCAAUGAUAUUUUAUAGAACUUUUCAUGGCUGUAAACAGUCAAUUGCAUUAUCAGAUUGUUGCAGUAACCUAUGCUGGCUUGGCAAUCUUGUGGAUAAUAACUUUUCAUGUAAACAUAAGACUCAUAUAAAAGGUGAUGCCUUAUUGUGUGAAACUCAAGUAUUUGGUAUAAGAAAUUCUCUCUAGAUAUUGUUUGGAUUUGGUUGAAAAAGGAUAGCAUUAUAUUCAAUCAAGUGAACUGCAGUAUUUAUGAUUUGAUUUAUCUAAUCAUUUGAUCCACUCCUGGUUGUGAAUGAUUUCAAGGGGGGUCAGUCAGCGUAGUUCUUGAAAAGGAGCAUAAAAAUUUCCAAGGACUUUGCAAUAGUUGGCAGCAUGUAAAGUUAAAGGUAUGUAGUAAUUGAUUUAAUAUACAGUAGAGCCCUGGAUCUUGACGCUAAUUCGUUCCAGAAGGAGCGUCGAAAUUCAAUUAUUUCGAGAUCUGAAUCAAGUUUUCCCUUAAGAAAUAACUGAAAAUGGAUUAAUCUGUUCUGGACCACCAGUUAUUACCCUAACCUUGCCUUUUUAUACAAUACAUUACGUGUAAAUUACAACUAAAUAAGUUGAGUUAAAUAAAUAUCAUAUUAAACGUAUAUUUAUAAUUUUAAAUGUAUAACAUACAGUAUAUAAGAAAACUGGCCUAUGUCCAACUGUUUGUUGACCGAGCGCCAUAUGCUACCUAGGUAACUAGUAAGUAGAAUGUAGUGUCGUGGGUAGGCAUAAAACGUGUUGCUAACAUAAUAAAGCAUUGAAAAGCAAGUCAAAUUAUUACAGUAAAUUAAUAAACUAUUGAAAUUAAACCCAAUUUAUAUUUAUAAAAAACUUACGAAAAAUUGCAUACAUUAAGUCGGCAGGCUGUGGCAUGAAAGGAUGUAAACAAACCAUAGCGCAGCCCUGGUGGCUUAUAGCGGGACUAUGGUAGCAAAAAAACCAUAUCGUCGCUAUAAGCCUAGAAACGUUUACAUUUGGUAUUAAUCUAUGGUAAAUCUUAAGUGGAGUCGACUUUAAUACUGUAUACAAAAUCGCUUUAAAAUUAUCUUUCAGUAAAUGUUAUGAUACUAAUGGUUUUCAUAAUUAUCCUUAUAAAAAAGGUGCGUCUUCUACGACGGCAAAUUGUCAAAUAUCAGGGCUGGUUUCAAGGUUAUUGGACUUUGAAAAUAAUUAUGGUACUAUAUGGUACAUAUAUACAAGUAAAAGAAUCUUCUUAAUUUCUAUAAUUACUAUACCAUUAUGUACCAGCAUCUCUUGAGUUUUAUAACAGGCUUACCUCUUCUUUACGAGGACGCUUACAAACCAAGCAUACAGAUUGCAUUCGUUACCGCGCACACGUUACAUAUGUAAACUGGUGUCACUACCAAAUCUCAUACGUAAACAUUGACAUAUUUUUACAGUAGACAUAAAAGAAUCGUCUUAAUUUCUAAAACUACUACGUAUAACAUAGCGGCUUCUCUGAUUUAAGCUAAGGCUAACGUCCUCUUUACCAGCAAGCUUAACAAAGCUUAAAGAUUGCGUUCGCUACUGAACCGCACACAUAACAUAUGUAACAGUGGUUUCACUACCAAAUCUCAUACGUAAACAUUGACAUAUUUUUACAGUAGACAAAAAAGAAUCGUCUUAAUUUCUAAAACUACUACGUAUACCAUAGCGGCUUCUCUGAUUUAAGCUAAGGCUAACCUCCACUUUACCAGCAAGCUUAACAAAGCUUAAAGAUUGCGUUUCGCUACCGAACUGCAAGUUACGUAUGUAUUUGUGGUUUCACUACCCAAUCUCAUACAUAAACAUUGACGUAUUUUUACACUAGACAUAAAAGAAUCUACAUAAUUUCUAUAAUUACUAUGUAUACCAUAGCGACUUCUGAGUUAAGCUAAGGCUAACCUCUUCUUUACCAGUAAGCUUAAAAAGCUUAGAUUGCGUUCGCUACCGAACCGCACGUUACGUAUGUAACAGUGGUUUCACUACCAAAUCUCACACGUAAACAUUGAUGUAUUACAGUAGACAUAAAAGAAUCGUCUUAAUUUCUUAAUUACUACGCACAUAUAUACCAUAGUGGCUUCUCUGAUUUAAGCUAUGGCUAACCUCUGCUUUCCCGGCAAGCUUAACAAAGCUUAAAGAUUGCAUUCGCUACCGAACUGCACAAGUAACCUACGUAUGUAACAUUGCCUUCACUCCAAACCUAGCGCUUAAAUACGUAUUGCAUUUGCUACUGAAACGCGCGCCUCAUGUAAGCAUUGUUUUUAGACUAGGUCUACGCCUAAAAAAAAGCAAGCAAGGGUGCUUGAUUAAAUCUCUUUUUUGCUCAUCACUUUCACAUAGAGGAGAGGAUAGACAAAACUUAAGGUAUAUUUUGGAGUUGGGAAUGGUGGAAACAUUUUGAUGAACUUUACAUGUUAGCAAACUCGAAAUAAAAAACCAUUUUUCUUUAAUAGAUCACAUACGCAAACACUAGUACAGUGGACCCCCCGUAUUCGCGUUCUCCGGAUUCGCGGACUCACACAUUCGCGGAUUUCUCUCGGGAACCUUUCCCUGCAUUAUUCGCGGAAAAUUCGCGCAUUCGCGGUAUUUUUCUAUGAGAAAUAUCCACAAAUUCCUCCUUUUUGUUAUCAAUUUCAUCAUAAAAUGCACUUUUUGUGAUAAAACUAUUAAAAAAACCAAGUAUGAAAAUUUUUAGUGGUUUUUCUUAAGUUUUAACUAACAAAAUAGGCUGUUUUUAGCGUUUUUAUAGGGGUUCCAAACAUUCGCGGAUUCUAACUAUUCGCGGGGGGUCUGGUACGCAUCCCCCGCGAAUACGGGGGGACCACUGUAUAAUAUUUGAAAAAUGUGUGAAGAUCACUUCAGAUAUUAUUUAACAUUUUGAUAUCUCUACUAAAAAAAUUAAAACUAAAAAAGGAAAGCAAAUAAGUCUCUACUCAUGAAGAAAAACAUACAAAUUUUACUUAUUACUGCAUCAUUAUCAUGCUACUGAGACACCAUUUUUCUUUAACAGGUCACAUACACAAUUAAUAAAUACUUGAAAAUGUGCAAAAAUUAUUUCAAAUAUAACAUUUUGAUAUCUACUGAAAAAUUAAAACUCAAGAAGAAAAACAUACAUACUUAUUACUGAUCAUUAUCAUGCCACUGAAGCACCAUUUUCUUUAACAGAUCACAUACACAAUGAAUAAAUACUUGAAAAUUGUGUGAAAAUCACUUCAGACAUAAUUAAAAUUUUGAUAACUACUGAAAAAAAAUAAAACUUAAAAAAGGAAAAAGAUCAGACUUUACUCAUGAAGAAAAAACAUUAUUCACACUUUACUGAUCGUUUGUCAUGCCACUGUGGGUAUUUAUAUUCACAAAAUUUAACAUUCCUUAGUUGGGCUCAAACUUAGCAAUUAACUCAUUUGUUAGUGCUGCUUUUGAUGGCAAUUUCACUAUGGAGAUACAUAUAUUCACUAUAGCUGUGUAUGAAAUUGAGGAAUUUUCUGCAUUUUAUUUAAAAUUUUAGUGAAAAUACAUUCUAAAAUUGUACUAGAACCCUAAGUAUGAUAGAAUUUAUGCUAAGCUCCAAUUCUUGGGUCAAAUUAUGCUAUAAAACAUGAAAUUAUGCUACAUUUGGUAACACUGGAUGACGCUAACUAGUGGCGGCUGGCGGAAACAUGUUUACAAACAUCUUAUGGUCUGGUGGUCAGAAUCUGGUUUUUUGUUUGAAAACAGAUACAAAGUUUAUUGGAAACUUGAGUGGCGAAAUCCGAUUAUGUCGAGUUCUAAUACUGUCGUGAGCCGGAGCUCUACUGUAUAGUUAACCACAGAGAGAUUAUGCUGCAAUUUAACUAAUUUAACUUUUUUCUCAUUUACAAUUUUUAAGAUUUUGUUGUUUUUCUGUUUCCUUCUUUACUUAGGAAUAUGGUUAUGUAUACGGUUAAUAUUUAUGAUUUCAAUAUCUGAUGGUGUUCUUUAAGUAUAAAGUUUUAAUGUAUACAUAAUGCAGGAAUAGAAGGAAAAAUCAGAAAAAACUAGAUUAAAUAAAUUCUUUGUCUACUCUUACAAAAAUUUUAUUAUUGUGCGUAAAUAAUUAAUUUGAUUUUUACUUUGUUGAGAACGUGUGCUGUACAGCACCAUACUUAAGUUUUACAUGAAGUUGUGAUAACCUUGUAUAUUAUAUUUAAGGUAUAGUGAUUCCAUAAUAAAUGAAAUUUUGAAAUAAAGUGUUAUGUAACUAGUAGAAACAAAAUGGUGUUUCAUUUAUGUAAUAUAAUUUAAAGUAAUACGUA